AUGGCGGCGCGGGCCGGGUUCCAGGCGGGGCCCGCGAGCGGCGGCGGCGGCGGCGGCUCCGGGGCCGCGCUGGGCCCGGGCGCGCCGGGCGGGGCGGUUCGCAUGGGCCCGGCGCCGGGGCAGGGCCUGUACCGCUCGCCGCUGCCCGGAGCCGCCUACCCGCGCCCCGGGAUGUUACCGGGAGGCCGCCUGGCGCCGCAGGGCCCGGCCAUGGGCCCGCCCUACGGCGGGAGCCCCGCGGUGCGGCCCGCGCUGGCGCAGGCCGGGCUGGACCAGGCCCGCAAGCGGCCGGCGCCGCAGCAGCUCCAGCAGGUGCAGCCGCAGGCGGUGCCCAACCGCAACCACAAGUAAGGGACGGGGGGAAACGGAGCGUCCCGGGAGAAGAUGGCAGACAAAAUCCUCCCUCAGCGGUGAAUCCGGGAGCUGGUGCCCGAAUCCCAAGCCUACAUGGACCUGUUGGCCUUUGAGAGGAAGCUGGACCAGACCAUCAUGAGGAAGCGCUUGGAUAUCCAGGAGGCUCUGAAACGUCCCAUCAAGCAAAAGCGGAAGCUGCGCAUUUUCAUCUCCAACACCUUCAACCCGGCCAAGUCGGACGCGGAGGACGGCGAGGGGACCGUGGCCUCCUGGGAGCUGCGGGUGGAAGGGAGGCUGCUAGGACCCCACGUGGGUGAAUUCAGGUGUUCAGAGCUUACACAGGAGCUGUCGUGCACGUCUGCUCUGUCCAAAUACGAUGCCACCAAGCAGAAAAGAAAGUUCUCGUCCUUCUUUAAAUCUCUGGUCAUUGAACUUGAUAAAGACCUGUAUGGCCCUGACAAUCACCUAGUAGAGUGGCACAGGACUGCCACGACUCAGGAGACAGACGGCUUCCAGGUGAAGAGGCCGGGGGAGGUGAACGUGCGCUGCACUGUGCUGCUGAUGCUGGAUUACCAGCCCCCCCAGUUCAAGCUGGACCCCCGCCUGGCUCGGCUGCUGGGGAUCCACACGCAGACCCGGCCCGUCAUCAUCCAGGCCCUCUGGCAGUACAUCAAGACCCACAAGCUGCAGGACCCCCACGAGCGGGAGUUCGUCAUCUGUGACAAGUACCUGCAGCAGAUCUUCGAGUCCCAGCGCAUGAAGUUCUCUGAGAUCCCACAGAGGCUCCACGCGCUGCUGAUGCCCCCCGAGCCCAUCAUCAUCAACCACGUGAUCAGUGUUGACCCAAAUGACCAGAAGAAAACAGCCUGCUAUGACAUUGAUGUGGAGGUGGAUGACACCUUGAAAACCCAGAUGAAUUCCUUUCUGCUCUCCACAGCCAGUCAGCAGGAAAUCGCUGCUCUGGAUAACAAGAUCCACGAAACCAUCGAGACCAUCAACCAGCUGAAGACUCAGCGCGAGUUCAUGCUGAGCCUCGCCCGGGACCCUCAGGGCUUCAUCAACGACUGGCUCCAGUCCCAGUGCCGGGACUUGAAGACAAUGACUGAUGUCGUUGGGAACCGAGAGGAGCGGAGAGCCGAGUUCUACUUCCAGCCCUGGCAGGAGGCCGUGUGCCGGUACUCUACUCCAAGGUGGGUGCAGCAGCGACGGCAGGAACUGGAGCAGGCCCUGGGCAUCAGGAACACAUAGGGCUGCCCUGCUCCUGCCCAGCAGCACGGCUGUUUGUGGAGACAGAGCUGCAGAGCUCGCUGGUCCAGCUCCCAGGAUCCCACUCCAGCAGCGAGGCCCCUGUUCCUUCUCCUGGCGUUGUCCCUGCCGGGGGCAAGUCCAGGACAGCGGGGCUCUCGUGGGGUGUGACAGGCAGGCAGGCUCCACCCAGCACACAUUUCUACCUGGUUCUCUUCCUGACUGUUGCCUUGUCAGCCCCGAGGCUUCCAGGAGCCUCCCCGUGACUCCUCAUUGUCCCCGGUAGCCAGAGCUGACUUGGAGCCCUCUCCCAGCCCGUCCCUGCCCAGCCAGCAGCGGGCUGUGGCACUCUGGAAGCCUGGCUCUGCUCUAAGGUGUGGCUGGGCUCUUCCCUGCCACGUUUUACAGCCCGUGCCAGGCGCUGUCGUGGGCAGGAUGCCGUGGGCUGACAUACCUCCCUGCCCUGACCCCCCCUCCUCGGAGGGUGCUGCUGCACUGGGGCUGCCCCACAGGUCACUCCCCUCCUCGAGGAAGUUACUGGACUGUGUAGAGAAUUGCUUCUUCCCUUCUCCCUUUUUCCCUGUCCGUUCCUUUUUGUGUUCUGUGACGGGCUGUCCUGGCCGGGGUCACAGGGAGACGAAGUUUUGGCUUCCUGCAGGGCUUUGGAAGCUUGGAGUGAUGCAACUCUCUGCCCUUCAGACACCUGCCGUGGGUUCCCAGCAAACCACGUGGCUGCUUGUUUUCCCUGGAGCAGGGAGAGGGGAUGCAGCAGCUGCCUGGAGCUGUGCAUGGACACAGUGCCGUGGGCUCAUUGCUUUGGGGACAGUUGUCCCGUGUCACUUGCUGUGGGGACCAGAGGCUCCCUCGUGUGGAUCCGAGGACAGUCCUUGGGAACGGACAUUUUUCCAAGCCUAUGUGAGUCAGCAGGUGUUUCCAUGCCGAAGCUCCUGUGGUUUUUAGUCAAGUUUUAGGUCAUGGGGCUGCCAUAGGGCCCAGCAUGGUUCAGGAAUGUACAAAUAGAUUUACUGUGGGGAGCAGCAGCCCCGAUGCCCCUUCAUGGAAUGAAUUACUGGUGGUCAGGCUUAGGAGCACCAAAGCGCCCCAACCCCGGUGUUUCUGCCCGGGACUACAAUGCAAAUGGACUUGAAAAAGUUGGUCUGACUCCCUUGGAUGGCAGCAGGAUCCCCUUCCUGCCCAGCCCUCCCUCGGGUGGCCGAGGGGGCUGCUGUGAGCUCUUGGGUGGCCCUGCUGCUCCUCGUGUCGUGUUAACUACAUGUCUGUGAGUAAUAGACUCUCGACCUCCCCUCUCCUUUGCCCCCUGAAACGCUCCUCUGUGGUACUGGGGGGAAGGUCUUGGUGCUGGAGAAGCAGCCCCUGACUCCUCAGGGUACCCCCACGUGAGGGAUGUGCCGAGUCCCUGCGUAGGCGAACGUAGCUGUUGCAGAGUAACUGCUUUUCUUAACUGAAUAUUUACGGUUUGUUUCCAUGACCAAAUCUUUUUUUUUUGGUUUUUUGGUUUUUUUUUUGUACGGUAUCCUUGUAGACGUCACCCAGUUUUAAUAAAAGACUCCUGUGAAGGAA
Molecule: messenger RNA, 3180 nt
Organism: Chiroxiphia lanceolata (lance-tailed manakin)
Lineage: Eukaryota; Metazoa; Chordata; Aves; Passeriformes; Pipridae
Gene: SMARCD1
Product: SWI/SNF related, matrix associated, actin dependent regulator of chromatin, subfamily d, member 1
Biological process (GO): regulation of transcription by RNA polymerase II
Cellular component (GO): nucleus; SWI/SNF complex
Source: RefSeq, a predicted model, not a curated record